Electrophorus electricus (electric eel) is the source of this 3536-nucleotide messenger RNA. It is a transcript of the gene ube3b, whose product is annotated as ubiquitin protein ligase E3B. Lineage: Eukaryota; Metazoa; Chordata; Actinopteri; Gymnotiformes; Gymnotidae. Gene Ontology annotation, molecular function: ubiquitin protein ligase activity; protein binding. The record is from RefSeq and is a predicted model, not a curated record. Gene Ontology annotation, biological process: ubiquitin-dependent protein catabolic process; protein polyubiquitination.
CCAAUGUAGGAUUAUUGGCAGCAGUUUAGAAAGACAUCUUAAUGUUUACAUUUCGAAAGAAGACACACACGCUGAGAAAUACCAUAAAGCUUCCUUGAAUAUGAGGUCUCGCUCAGAGGUUCUAUUUUUCUUGCCCUAAUGGACCCCAGGAUAUCGACUUUUAAAGAAGUGGACGUACGAUAUCAUUAGACAUUCAUAUGAGCUUCACAAUUGAAGCCAACACACAUCACUACCUGAAGGAAAUGUAAUACUGUUUGGAGUGAACAGAAGAUGUUCGGUGCCAUGCAAACGUCCAAGUCGCAGUUCCUGGACAAGGCGCGACUGGCACGUGAGGAGAGGAAGGGCGUCAAGGAGAGAGAGCGGGCAGCCACGCAGAUCCAGGCUCUGGUCCGCCGCUUCCUCUGUCGCUGUAGACUGCACAGGGACAUCAGGAAAGAGGUCGACGACUUCUUCAUAGCGAGUGAGGCGGGACCUAUAAAGAGAAAUGCAUUGUCCAUCUUGAAAAUCGCAAGGAAAUUACUGUUCAUAUUGGGAAAAGAUGAUAAAGUGAGGUUUGAGAAGCUGUGUCGAACUAUUCUGAGUAGCAUGGAAGUUGAAAAUGAGCCCAAAGUGUGGUAUGUUUCUUUGGCUCUUUCUAAAGACCUCACCAUUGCCUGGAUCAAACAGAUCAAAGAUGUGCUGUGGAUCUCCUGUGAGUUCCUCAAAACCUUGAAGCCAGACAUUCUGCAAGACAACAAGCUAGUGACACUCUAUCUGACCAUGCUAGUCACCUUCACCGACACGACGACGUGGAAAAUAGUGCGAGGGAAAGGAGAGGCAAUGAAACCUGCAUUGAACAGGAUGUGUGAGAACAUCAUGGGUCACCUCAACCAGAAGGGCUUCUACUCUGUCCUACAGAUUCUGUUAACCAAUGGGCUGGUGCGGUCAAGGCCCUCCCUCUCCAAAGGCACACUCACAGCCAUUUUCACUCUGUCACUCAGACCUGUCAUAGCAGCUCAUUUCUCCGAUAACCUGCUGAGGUCUUUCCUUAUCCACAUCAUGUCUGUCCCUGCUGUCGUUUCCCAUCUCAACACACUUACUCCUGAAUGUAUGGUUACUAUCCAGAGUCAUGACCUCAUGAGGAAGUUUAUCUUGUUCCUGAGUAGAGAAGAACAGUGCUUGGACAUCUGUGUGUGUCUAGAGGGAAGCCAUACUCUCUGCUUACUGGGUAACCUGAUUCAGUUGGGCUACCUGAAUGUGAAGGUGCUGGAGCUGGAGGCGUGUCACUUUGUGAAGGACCUGACGGACAUGCUGUCCUACUGCCAGAGAUACGUCUCACAGAAGAAGUCCAAUCUCACCCACUGGCACCCGGUGCUGGGCUGGUUCUCCCAGACCGUCGACUAUGGGCUAAAUGAGUCCAUGCCAUUGGUGACGAGGCAGCUGCAGUGUCUGUGGGGCGUACCCGUGAUCUGCACACUCUUCUGUGACGUCCUCAGCAAAAAACUAGAAAUCCAAGAGCCCACCCCUCCACCUCCCCAGCCAACCACACUGCAGAACAACCUGCCAGUCAAAAACCUGUUCAAGCGCGCCUUCCAGAAGUCAGCGUCAGUGCGGAACAUCCUGAAGCCGAUCGGAGGGAGGAGGGUGGACUCGGCUGAGGUGCAAAAGAUCUGCAGCGUGUGUGUGCUGUACCAGACGGCCCUCACCACGCUCACACAGAUCCGCCUGCAAAUCCUCACAGGUCUGACGUAUUUGGACGACCUACUGCCGAAGCUGUGGGCGUUUAUCUGUGAACUGGGUCCUCAGGGGGGACUCAAACUCUUCCUGGAGUGUCUGAACAAUGACACAGACGAGUCCAAAUGCCUACUGGCCAUGCUCAUGCUCUUCUGUGACUGCUCCAGACACCUCAUCACGAUCCUGGACGAUAUUGAGGUUUAUGAGGAGCAGAUUUCCUUUAAGAUGGAGGAGCUCAUCACCAUCUCCUCCUUCCUGAACACAUUUGUGUAUAAAAUGAUCUGGGAUGGCAUUCUGGAGAAUGCAAAGGGGGAGAGGCUGGACCUCUUCUACAGUGUCCAUGGCUGGCUCAUGGUGCUGUAUGAGAGAGACUGUCGCAGGAGGUUCAGCCCAGACGAACACUGGCUCCGCAAGGACCUGAAGCCGAGUCUGUUGUUCCAAGAGUUGGAGAAAGGGAAGAAGAGAGCCCAGCUGUUGCUACAGUACAUCCCCCACGUCAUCCCACACAAGAACAGGGUUCUACUCUUCCGGAAUAUUGUCACGAAAGAAAAGGAGACACUGGGAUUGGUGGAAACAAGCUCCGCCUCACCCCACGUCACUCACAUAACCAUCCGCCGCUCCCGCAUGCUGGAGGAUGGUUAUGACCAACUACGCAGGCUGCCGGUGAACUCCAUGAAGGGGGUGAUCCGGGUGAAGUUUGUAAACGACCUGGGGGUGGACGAGGCAGGGAUCGAUCAAGACGGGGUGUUUAAGGAGUUUCUGGAGGAGAUCAUUAAGAAGGUCUUCAACCCAGCACUCAACCUGUUCAAGACGACGAGUGGCACGGAGCGACUGUACCCGUCGCCCACGUCCAGCAUCCACGAGAAUCACCUGCAGCUGUUCGAGUUUGUGGGGAAGAUGCUGGGCAAGGCUCUGUAUGAGGGCAUCGUGGUGGACGUGCCCUUCGCCCCCUUCUUCCUGGGCCAGGUGUUGGGACACCACCACAGCACCUUCAGCUUCAUCGACGAGCUGCCCUCACUCGACGCAGAGUUCUACAAGAACCUCACCUCCAUAAAGCGCUAUGAUGGUGAUGUCAGUGACUUGGGGCUGACUCUUUCAUAUGAUGAGGACGUCAUGGGACAGUUAGUGUGUCAUGAGCUGAUUCCAGGGGGGAAGACCAUGGCCGUCACUAAUGAGAACAAGAUCAGCUACAUCCACCUGAUGGCGCACUUUCGGAUGCACACACAGAUCAAGGAGCAGACGGCAGCGUUCAUCCGCGGUUUCCGCAGCAUCAUCAGCCAAGAUUGGCUGCACAUGUUCUCCACGCCUGAGGUUCAGAGGCUCAUCUCCGGGGACAACGCAGAGAUCGACCUCGAUGACCUCAAGAAACACACGGUGUACUACGGAGGCUUCCAUAGCAGUCACAGGGUGAUCAUCUGGUUGUGGGACAUCCUCUCCAGCGAUUUCACUCCAGAGGAGAGAGCUAUGUUCCUCAAGUUUGUCACCAGCUGUUCCAGACCCCCCCUCCUGGGCUUUGCCUACCUCAAACCCCCCUUCUCCAUCCGCUGUGUGGAGGUUUCCGACGACCAGGACACGGGUGACACUCUGGGCAGCGUACUCCGGGGCUUCUUCACCAUCCGUAAGAAGGAGCCAGGUGGGCGUCUGCCCACGUCCUCCACCUGCUUCAACCUGCUCAAACUGCCCAACUACAGCAAGAAGAGCAUCCUCCGAGACAAGCUCCGCUACGCCAUCAGCAUGAACACAGGCUUUGAGCUCUCCUAACGCGCAUGUGUGCACACACGCAUGUGCAUACACUACCACAGAUGAAUUACCCAGUGUGUAUG